CGCGUGCGUACGAAACUAGUCCGUUCUCGUUACCGCGACUGCAGUGAGGAAGAGAAUUUAUCGCCGGCGACACGUUUCGUCCGCGAUAUACGCUCGUCGUGGCGACCCGCAGUAUUCAACCGUAUGAGAUCGCUGAUCAGACGUUCACGCGACGGCUGCGGUGGACAACAAGCGCGACCACUGUCCCACGGACUCACACGCAGCCGUGUCGUCGUACUGGCACAACUACACUGCGCUGUCCAAAAACCGUAGCGCGCGCCAGCUCGUCGGCCGAGCGUAUAACGGCCGGUAAAAGUUUCGUCGUUACCAGUGGCCGCGGUUUGAAAUCAAACGAUCCGCGGGCAGGCACGUCCCCGAAAACGACGGCGCGGUACACCUGCUGAGACGCAAAAUCUGGCAACGGCGCAGCACACGCAUCGUUUGGGAACCGUAACAAAUGCGCGUGUAACACUCCGUUACAGCGUUGCCGCGGUUCGCUCCGGAACGUAUCCGUCCGAACGGCCGCCACCGUCCGCCGUUGGAUUCUAAUCAAUGAUGCGCGUUUUCCUUUCUCUCUUCCCCCCGAACAACAAUAAUAACAAUAAAUAAAUAAUAUAAUAAGUGAACACUUACUGUUGUCCACUUGUCCGGUGUUGACUCUGGUCGUCGAAUAUUUGCCGUGCGUGUGCGUGGUUUGUUACGUUUCACGCUCCCGUGCAAUGGAGGUGGACGAGUUUGAUUCGGGCCGCUCGUCGUCGACGAUUUCGUCGAUAAACAGCCUCUUUUCGUUUACCAGCCCGGCUGUUAAGAAACUGUUGGGCUGGAAGCAGGGCGACGAAGAGGAGAAAUGGGCCGAAAAAGCCGUCGAUGCGCUCGUCAAGAAAUUAAAGAAAACCAAAGGCGCUAUCGAGGAGUUGGAAAAAGCGCUCAGCUGUCCGGGACAGCCGAGCAAGUGCGUCACCAUACCCAGAAGUCUCGACGGACGACUGCAGGUGUCGCAUCGUAAGAGUUUACCACACGUCAUAUACUGCCGUGUAUGGCGAUGGCCAGAUCUCCAAACCCACCAUGAGCUUAAGCCACUUGACCAUUGUCAAUUUCCAUUCUCUACUCAAAACAAACAAAAAGAUGUUUGUAUUAAUCCUUAUCACUACAAACGUGUUGAAAGUCCUGUACUACCUCCUGUAUUGGUACCCAGACAAAGUCAACUACCCCCUAUGAUGUUCCGUCAAAUGCCGGAAAAUCUUCAGUAUAAUAAUUAUAAUCAAGGACCCAAUUCUCCAUCAUCAAGUCCUCCACCAAACAGUCCUUUUCAGGGCAGCACAAUGUCAGAAUUAGGAAGUUCUCCUGGGCCUGACGAAAAAGCUAUGAGUCCGGCAUCUGGAACUCAAGUCUUGUACCAGGAACAAGCUAGUUGGGCAAGCAUAGCAUAUUAUGAAUUAAAUAGUAGAGUUGGAGAACUUUUUCAUUGUCAAUCUCCUGUUGUAGUUGUAGAUGGUUUCACUAAUCCAAGUAAUAAUUUAAAUCGAUUUUGUCUGGGACAACUUUCCAAUGUUAAUCGAAAUCAAACAAUUGAAAACACAAGGCGACAUAUUGGAAGAGGCAUUCAAUUACAUUAUAUCGGAGGAGAAGUAUAUGCAGAAUGUUUAUCAGACUCCGCAGUGUUUGUACAGUCACGUAACUGCAAUCACCAUCAUAAUUUUCAUCCAUUAACUGUGUGUAAAAUACCAGCUGGAUGUUCUUUACGUAUUUUCAAUAAUCAACAAUUUGCAACAUUACUCACAGAAUCUGUAAAUUCUGGUUAUGAAGCGGUAUUUGAACUCACUAAAAUGUGCACAAUUAGGAUGUCAUUUGUGAAGGGCUGGGGUGCAGAGUAUCAUCGACAAGAUGUUACCAGCACACCUUGUUGGAUUGAAAUACAUUUAAAUGGACCAUUACAAUGGUUAGACAAAGUUUUGUGUGCCAUGGGAUCACCUCACAAUGCAAUAUCAUCUGUUUCAUAGGCCAGCAUGCUUAAUACACUUAUUUUUCUAGUAUCAAGGUGUCAUUUUUAUUUUUGUUUUAACUAAAUCGUCAUUAUGACUUAAACUCACAAAAGUUGUGCACAAAAUUAGUAAAAUAAUUUUGCUACAAAAUGCUAGGUAUUUUUAUAUUAAAUAAAACUUGUGAAAUUUAACUUUUUGUAAAUUUACUUUUAUUUUGCUGUACUAUAUGUUUGGUGCUCGCUAUUCUUUUUACUAUA
This is a messenger RNA of Melanaphis sacchari, 2218 nucleotides long. RefSeq names its product protein mothers against dpp-like. The transcript is spliced from 7 exons. Gene Ontology annotation, molecular function: I-SMAD binding; RNA polymerase II cis-regulatory region sequence-specific DNA binding; DNA-binding transcription factor activity, RNA polymerase II-specific. NCBI's taxonomy places the organism in Eukaryota, Metazoa, Arthropoda, Insecta, Hemiptera, Aphididae. The record is from RefSeq and is a predicted model, not a curated record. Bases 699 to 1979 code for a protein of 426 amino acids. Gene Ontology annotation, cellular component: heteromeric SMAD protein complex. Gene Ontology annotation, biological process: transforming growth factor beta receptor signaling pathway; BMP signaling pathway; cell differentiation.